AUGCGAGUAGUUCAGCUAAUGAAGAAGCAUCUCAAAAAUAUCUCGUUAAGGUACUACGCAGGAUGGGCCGACAAAUAUCACGGCAAAACUAUACCGAUUAGAGGCGAUUACUUCACAUACACGCGACACGAACCGGUGGGAGUCUGCGGCCAAAUAAUUCCGUGGAACUUUCCUCUUCUCAUGCAAGCAUGGAAGCUUGGGCCAGCGCUGUCAAUGGGCAACGUUGUAGUUAUGAAACCAGCUGAACAAACCCCACUCACUGCUCUUCAUGUGGCCGGCCUGAUCAAGGAGGCAGGGUUCCCUCCAGGUGUAGUGAAUCUGCUCCCAGGCUAUGGACCAACAGCAGGAAAUGCCAAUGCCCAAUCAGAAUUCAAUAAAGAUGGCCUUGAGAAGUGUCUUUUUUGCUCCCCCUGUGAACUCUAG
Molecule: messenger RNA, 423 nt
Organism: Cooperia oncophora
Lineage: Eukaryota; Metazoa; Nematoda; Chromadorea; Rhabditida; Trichostrongylidae
Source: the annotation of a GenBank genome assembly